UACUCUUAUUUAUGCCACGUCAUCGGACCGCCUUCGUGACCAAAACGCCGAGGCUUUUAAGAUCGCCCAUCACCCACCCCUCUCUAUCUCUGCCUGUGAAAAAACUAGAAAGUGCAAAAUGGGAAGCGAGAGGAAGUCGAAGGAGAAGAACAUAAAGAAAAGAAACUCGGUUUCUUCAGGCUCAGAAGAUGAGCAGAACAGCAAGAGGCGGAGGACAGGAGAAGAUGGCGAGAGGAGGGACAGAAAGAGUGAUAAGAAGGAGAAGCUCAAGGUGAAAAAAUAUCAUGACCACACCAAGCGCCAUUCUGACAAAGAAAAGAAGUCCAAAGAUAAACACAAAAGUAAAAAUCACAAAAGUGAUCGCCACUUGAAGCACGAGGUCCAAGAGCUGAGCAAUGAUGACUAUUUCUCUAAGAAUAAUGAAUUUGCUACCUGGUUGAAAGAAGAGAAAAAUGUAUUUUUCUCUGAGCUUUCAUCUGAGUCUGCACACGAACUGUUCUCGGACUUUGUCAAGGCUUGGAACAAGCAAAAGCUUGAAUCCCGUUACUAUGAGGGCAUUACCAGAGGGCCCCGGACAUCCCAUCACUGGAAAAUCAAAGGGUAGCAAGAAAAGCUGGCUAGGUGCUGUAGAAAACUCUCUCCAGCUCUCACACUCCCCACAAUCAUCUCUCCACCCUCUUUUCCUCCCCUAAAUCACUUCAAGACUGUACACAUUUCUUUCCCAUGCAUAGGAGAGCCCGCAAAGCAUGGCGUUCCAUUCCUCUCAAACCAUCCCAACCCCAAAAUCUCGAGCUUUGCUCGAAAAGGUUUCUCAGAUAUUACCGAGGAAAUCGUUGGGAGAGCAGUGCAUGGACUCUGCAUGAAGGGAUUAGUGCGUUUGAGUAUCUUUCAUUCGAACACUUUAAUAAAUAUGUAUUCAAAGUUUGGUCAUAUACGGUGGGCUUGGGACGUGUUCGAUCAAAUGUCUCACAGAAACGAAGCUUCGUGGAAUAACAUGAUGUCAGGUUUUGUUCGAGUGGGUCUGUACCCAGAAGCUUUUGGAUUCUUUCGUGGAAUGUGCGUACAUGGUGUCGAGCCAAGUGGAUUUUUGAUUGCUAGCUUGGUAACGGCGUGUGAGAGGUCGGAUUGUAUGUUAGAUGAAGGACUUCAAGUCCAUGGUUUUGCCGUUAAGAUUGGAUUGCCGUGUGAUGUUUUUGUAGGGACUUCUCUUUUGAAUUUUUAUUUCACCUAUGGGUCUGUUUCUUCCGCUCUGAAGCUCUUUGAGGAGUUGCCUGAGCGGAAUGUAGUCACUUGGACUUCGUUGAUUGUUGGAUUCUCCGAUAGCGGAGAUUUGGGACAAGCUAUAGAUAUCUAUCGGCUUAUGAAGCGUGAAGGGGUAUGUUGCAAUGAGAACACACAUGCUGCAGUAAUUAGUUCUUGUGGGAUGCUUGGAGAUGAACUAUUGGGUAAUCAAGUUCUUGGGGAUGUUGUGAAGUCCGGGUUAGAGACUAAUGUUUCUGUGGGAAACUCCCUCAUAUCAAUGUUUGGUAGUUUUGGCCACAUGGAGGCAGCCUGCCAUGUGUUUGAUCACAUGGAUGAACAUGACACGAUAUCAUGGAACUCAGUGAUUGCUGCAAAUACACGUAAUGGACUUUUUGGCGAAUCAUUAAGAUAUUUUUAUUGGAUGUCUUAUGUCCAUAACAAGAUAGAUUCUACAACACUCUCAACUUUGUUAACAGUGUGCGGUUCUGUAGAUAAUCUUAAGUGGGGCAGAGGUAUUCACUGUCUAAUUGUAAAAAUGGGGCUAGAAACAAAUGUUUGUGUAUGCAAUACUCUUAUAAAUAUGUACUCUGAUGCUGGAAGAAGUGAGGAUGCAGAGCUGGUAUUUCACGCGAUGCCAGAAAAGGACUUGAUCUCGUGGAACUCCAUGAUGACAUGCUACGUUCAGGAUCACAAGUUCCAGUAUGCCUUAGAACUUUUUAUGGAAAUGAUUCGGGUGGGAAAAGCAAGAAAUCAUGUGACUUUUACAAAUCUCUUGGCUGCCUGUUCAGAUCCUGAAUUUCUUGUUGUAGGCAAGAGUGUUCAUGCCUUUGUAACCCUUGCUGGCUUGCAUGACAGCUCGAUUGUUGGCAAUGCAUUAGUUUCUAUGUAUGGAAAAUCUGGUAUGAUGGCUGAUGCUAAAAAAGUAUUCCAAACAAUUCGCAAUCGAGAUGAAGUAACAUGGAAUGCACUCAUAGGUGGUCACUCCGAAAAUGCACAACCGGAUGAAGCAGUAGAAGCUUUUAGAUUCAUGAGAGAAGAUGGUAUACCUGCAAACUACAUUACAAUUGUGAAUGUUCUUGGUGCUUGCUUUACUGCUGAUAAUCUACUAAAACACGGGAUGCCUAUCCAUGCACAUAUAGUUCAGACAGGAUUCGAAUCUGACCUGUACGUGCAGAAUUCCCUUAUCACAAUGUAUGCCAAGUGUGGGCAUCUGAAUUCAAGUAAUUACAUUUUUUUUCAUUUAACUGUUAAGAACUCUAUCACGUGGAAUUCUAUAAUUGCUGCAAAUGCUCAUUAUGGCCAAGGGGAAGAGGCUCUUAUCCUUAUUGCCAAAAUGAGACAUGCUGGACUAGAUUUAGAUCAGUUCAGCUUCUCUUUAGCUCUUGCUGCUAGUGCUGAUUUGGCUAUGCUGGAGGAAGGCCAGCAGCUUCACAGCUUGGCAAUUAAACUUGGGUUUGACUCAGAUCAUUAUGUUAUAAAUACUGCGAUGGAUAUGUAUGGAAAAUGUGGAGAAAUAGACGAUGUGCUACGAAUACUUCCCCUACCAGGCUACAGGUCACGAUUAGCAUGGAACAUUUUGAUAUCGGCUUUUGCAAGACAUGGAUGUUUCCAGAAGGCUAGGGAUACUUUUGAUGAAAUGCUAAAGCUGGGGGUGAAACCUAACCAUGUUACCUUUGUCUCUCUUCUAUCUGCAUGCAGUCAUGCGGGUCUUGUAGGUGAGGGUCUUGCGUACUAUGCUUCAAUGACUAGAGAAUUUGGUAUCCCAGCAGGAAUAGAGCACUGUUCAUGCAUGAUAGACCUUCUUGGGCGAUCAGGAAGGCUUGCUGAGGCUGAAAAUUUUAUCAAAGAGAUGCCAGUCCCAGCGAAUGAUUUGGUAUGGCGGAGCAUGCUGGCUGCAUGUAAAAUUCAUGGCAAUGUGGAGCUUGCAAAGAAAGCUGCCGGACAUCUUUUUGAGUUAGCUCCAUCAGAUGACUCAGCCUAUGUUCUUUAUUCAAAUGUCUGUGCAACUACUGGGAGAUGGGAGGACGUAGAGAAUGUCAGAAGGCUAAUGGGAUUUAACAGCAUAAAGAAGAAGCCUGCGUGUAGUUGGGUAAAGUUGAAAAAUAAGGUGAGUUCUUUCGGAAUGGGAGAUCAGUCCCAUCCAGAGACCAAGCAAAUAUUCUCCAAGUUGGGAGAGCUUAGGAAGAUGAUUAAAGAAGCAGGUUAUGUUCCUGAUAUAACCUAUUCACUGCAUGAUAUGGAUGAAGAACAAAAAGAGCACAAUCUUUGGAACCACAGUGAGAGAAUUGCCCUAGCAUUUGGGUUGAUCUAUACUCCAGAAGGUUCACCCAUCAGGAUUUUCAAGAAUCUUCGUGUUUGUGGUGAUUGCCAUUCUUUUUACAAGUUUGUUAGUGGAACUGUUGGGCGGAAAAUCACUUUAAGGGAUCCAUACCGGUUUCACCAUUUUAGCGGUGGGAAGUGUUCUUGUUCGGAUUAUUGGUAAUUAAGGCUAGAAAUGGAAUCUGGGACUUGGGUAGUAUAUUUUUCUGUUUAGAAAAGCUAAUUAUUAGCUUAGAUUAUUGGCUAUUAGAAGUACACAGGUAAUGACUUCUGGGAUGAAAGAUGAGUAAUGUGGCAUCGGGUAUAGGUUUGGCAGGAAUCCCAUAAUCUAUUUGGAUUACCAUCCCAAUCGAUGAUUACAGUUAUUUUUGUACAACAUCUGAAUUUAUAUUCUUGGUUCAA
Molecule: messenger RNA, 3963 nt
Organism: Juglans microcarpa x Juglans regia
Lineage: Eukaryota; Viridiplantae; Streptophyta; Magnoliopsida; Fagales; Juglandaceae
Product: pentatricopeptide repeat-containing protein At4g14850
Exons: 5
Biological process (GO): RNA modification
Molecular function (GO): zinc ion binding; RNA binding; protein binding
Source: RefSeq, a predicted model, not a curated record